AUGUUCUUGCUGACCUGCUGGAAGAGCGUGGAUGUUGUUGCUGCAGAUGGCGCCCAUGAGGUGCAGCUUGCUCUUGAUUUUGCGCUGCCUCUUGCGUCUUGUGGCAGUACGAGUCUCCACCCUGGCUUGCCUGUAGAGCGCCUUUCUGGCAGCAAAGCUAGCACGCUUGACAAGGGCCGGUGCGCUGAGAUGAUGGGGACGUUCAUCUGGGGAUUGUGCGCACGGUCAGCACCAUUGCCAGCAUGUGCUGCACACACUCACAUGCUGCCCGUGCUGCGGCGCCCAUACAAUGGCUUUGAUCCGGCAGGUUGAGCAUCACACUGAGCAACCUUGCACAUUGGGAGCCAUUCAGAGAGACGCACACCCAAAGUGUCCAAAGUUGCAAAGCUGAAAGUUUGUCAGCCCCCAGAUCACUGCAGCUGUCAAGGCGGCAUCUGGCAUCAUUGCAAGCAAAACAGCAACAGGUCGCUUAGCAUCUUUGCUCUUCAAUCAGCAACAAAAGUACCUCCCAGAGGAGAGACUUUUCCACACGCCCUACCACAUCAAUCAGUCCUGUCACGACAGCAUCAAGGAAGUCUUUUGUGUCCAAAAGAACACCAACUUUCCUUGUUUCUGGCACUUUGGUGACGAUGGGAACCUGCAUCUGACUGCUGAUGCCAGUCGAGGCCUGCCAACCCCUUCUAAUCAUGCGUACUACCCUCAAUGGCCCCCAGAGAGCAUUGCAGCGACGAGCAAAAACCAAAAUUUUGCAAACGUGCUUGAUGUCCCUCUGGUUCAGCUCAUUGCGCUGAACCUCAACUCCAGAGCCUCAAGUGUAUGCCUGGAUCAGUGGCAUAUCCUACACGCUUUCUGCAAGCUGGAUGCCUUCAAUGCUCCUGAUUCCUUCUGUGGAAGAAUGUGGAAGCAUGCUCUUCACAAGUCUGAGAGCAGUCCUAUCCAGGAGAUGUUUCACAGUACCUCCAAGGGGCCUGGGAGUCAGGCCAUGGUCAACACUGGCACUGCCAUUGCUGUGCGCUUUUGCAAUGAGUGGGAAGAAAGAAGCAGGCAGCUUGGAUGUAUCGAGGAUACCACAACUGCUGUGAGCAGCAAGGAUGCUGAGAUUGCCAUGCUCAAGCAGCAACUGCAAGGUGCGCGGCCACAAGGGUUCUCUCCUGGUCUCCAAAAUUGCCAGCAGACACCUCUCCACUGUCACCGCAGCAGCAUGCAGGAACAAAACAGCAGCUUGCUGCCACUCCAACUCCACCCCAUCUAGCCAAGCGCCUUCAACACAUGCAAAGGCAGCUCACAGCAACCUCAUUGCAAAACACUCAGCUUGAGUUGAGCUUGAGCGGCAAAUUGACUCUGGCAAGAUUGGCAGUGCUCAAGCUGCAAGUGCAAGGCAUGCAAAGGGCACUCUCUCCUGGUCUGCAAGACUUGCAAGCCAAGCCUUUCCCACUGCUACAGUAGUUGUAGCGGAUGAGGAAGCAGAGUAGCAGCUCAGUACUGCCCCAUGGUCACCCCAUCUCGGCCUUGCUGAGCGCCUUGCACAGAUGCAGACGGAGCUUCAGACCGCUCAAAUGCAAAUUGCCAGGAUGAAAGCCAAUUUGAAUCUGUUGAACAUACAAUACAACGCGCUUUAGUUGGAAGCAGAGACAAGCAUCGAAAAGCUCGAAGCAGAGCUACGCAGCGUACAAGACGAGCACAAGAGGGGCAACAGGCAGUCAGAGUCAUUUCUCUUGGGGCUCACAUUGCUGAACAUUUGACAUACAGCGCAAUCCACGGCGCUGCUCUUCUCCAUCAAGCCACCCCCCAAUACUGCGCUUUAGUGCGAGUUGAAGGAGAGCAAGCGGGAGGCUGCAUGUCAAAAGCACGCUCAGAUCAACAUGCCUCACCAGCUCAGAGCUUUCUAGAUGAGGCGCUUGGUGCGUCCAUAAAAAAUCAAGCAAACGCCAGCAAGCACGUGGUAGCUCAAGAGCUUCAGCAAGUGAGAUCUGACAUUGCUCAAGAGCAACCAGAUGCACAGAGAGCGCGUGCAAGACUCCAGGCAUACUGCGAUUGGCGAAUUGAGCUGAUGGUGAGUAGCGUGCAGCACAGCUUUUUUUGCUGAGCCACCGCCACAUCACACAUCGAAAGCUGGAGCAGAACAUUGAAAAUGCGAAAGGGGCCUGGGAGCGCGUCUAUUAUUGUUUGAAUCAGCGUUACGCCAUUAAGUUCGAGCGCUUCACGCUGAGCGCCAACGCUGCGCUUGCUGCCAAAGAGAAGCAAUGGCAGCAGACACACCAAAGCGUGGUCUCGCCAAUCGCUGCUCAGGCUGCCAGUGACGCCGCAUCUGAGGUAGCAUAG
Messenger RNA from Ceraceosorus bombacis, 2322 nucleotides. The record is from the annotation of a GenBank genome assembly. Lineage: Eukaryota; Fungi; Basidiomycota; Exobasidiomycetes; Ceraceosorales; Ceraceosoraceae.